AUGGCCUUGCGUGAUUCCGAUGUACUCCGUGAUGGAGUUGUAAAAAAAACUAUGGAGAACUUCAAAACAAAAAUAGGCAAGGAAUACUCAGCUAAAGGUAGGUUUCUAUUAAAGUAUGAAAUUGGUGUUUUUAUUGGUAAAUUAAUAAUACCUAUACAUUAAAACUAGGGUUUGAAAUGUCCGAAAACUCAGGUUUUCAGAUUUUUCAGAAAAAUUAGGAAAAUUUCGUUGCAUUGAAAAUUUCCCUCCAAUAAAAAGGUUCUUAUAGAAAAAAAUGUUUUUUCCUAAUAAAUUAACAAAUAAGGUAACCUAUUUAAUGAAUAAUAAUAAUAAUAUUGAUAAUGCAUAAAUACUAUCUAUUACCUACUUAAAAUCAGUUUGAAAUCUUGCUGAUUAUGUACUUUACAUUAUCAUUAAUAUCGCGAAUAUCCUUUGAAGAUAUUGUACCCAUUGUAAUAUCUCAAAAAGUAAUUUUUUAAAAUCAACUUAAAUUAAAUUUCAUGCGAUUUUUUUUGAUGAAAAUUUAAGAAACAAGUACCUCUAUAAAGUGUUAUAUUGCCAUUAUUUUUGAUCACCUUUAUUUUUAGGAGUGAAACAACAAUUUUUUUGGUUCAUCCGCCGAUAAAAAUUUUUUUAUAACGAAUAUUUUAACAUCAGUUUGAAAUUUCUAGGACAUAUCUACGUAUAUGUCUAGGGCAACAUGACUGCGUAAAAUUAUUUCUGUUUUGGUUUAACUUCUGAUAACUUCAUUGUUAUCAACUUGUAGGUUACUGGAAUGGACUAGCAAAUUUCUACUAAUUACUUGCAAAAUAUUGACACUAUUCAGAAGUUAUUUUGGCAAAGUUGAAGCUAAUUUAACACACUCAUAAUACCAGAUAUGAUAUUAUUUUGCUUCAUUAAUUAAGUGCUAAAAACUAAAAAAAAUACAAAUUUUUUCUCCAUUUUAGAUUCUGAAUGGAGCAAGGAAUGUAAUUAUUGAUUUUAAAACGAUGUUUUUUUUUUUUCUGUUAACAGAUUUUCUGAAAGGAAAUUUAACUGAGGUGGUACGUUGUAGACGUCAUUUUUUUUGUUUUCCCAGGAGUUUAAAUAUAAAAUGUAAAAACGUAGGAAAAAUGUAGAAAAAACGGAAAAAUUUAUAAAAUGUAUUAUUUUAAAAUCGUAAAUAUUAGGUCCUUUAAGGCCAUUCCGGUCGGGAUCACUUUUAAUUGAAAAUUUUUAAUCUUUACGUACUGAUAUAUAUUAAACAUUUUCCUUUACCUUCCCAACUUCUCACCUAAAAGAGUGGCCCACCCAUCGUGUAAAGUAUUCAAGUAAUUUUAAUUAAAUUUUUUACACUUAGUUUAUUUUAUGCGUAAUAUUGAGAUUUUUAAUUUUCCGAAGAAUGGUUUUUUUUUUCGGAAAUUUAUUAUUUUAAUAUUUUUAAAUGAACUUUUUUUAUAUCAUGACAACUGAAAAUUACAGUUAUUACUUUUUAUAUUUCCAGAUGUAAUAAAAACGUGGGACUGUAUAUCUAAAUGGAUUGAAAAUAAACUAGUUCAAGAUAAAGUAAAUAUUUAUAUAUACUUACUUAGAUUUAUUCCCGCUUGCGACCAAACGAAAAUAAUACCUAUAAUAAAUACGUGAAUACCAUUUUAUUAUUUUAUAGGACAGAAACAUUUACUGAUACGAUCAAUAAAUAUAUAAAUAUUUACUUUUAGUUCCAUUAAUUAUCUAUUUCUAUUGCACAGUAAAAUUAUAAUAAUUUUAAAAAUUAUUUGAAACAUUAUAAUAUUUUUAACUUAAUCAUAUGUCAUAUAAUCAGUGGCGCAACUACAAUCUAUGGUGCUCUAGAAACAAGAAUUACUUGGUACUUAAUUUUAUACCUAUAUAGGUAUAUGUAUUAAAAUACUUACUAUUAAUAUGUAAUUUAAUAAUAAUAAGAUAAGAACUAGAAACCAUGAUGUAAAAUGAAUAGUGUAGUUUAUGAAUAAUUUACAUAGUUUACAAAUCAUAACUAUUCCGUCUAUCUAUUAAAAAUAAUAAAUAAUACAAAUUAUAUUAUGAUGUAACAAAUAUAUAUAUAUAUAUAUAUAUAUAUACAUAUUAUUAAUCAUGCAAGAAAGAUUGCACAUUGAAGUUUUAAUCAUAUUAAAGUUAGUUUUUUUUUUUUUUUUUAAAUAGUAAUGUUUGAUAGUCGACCUUAACUCAUUAAGUUUCCUAGGUAAUUUUUUAUGAGUUUCGAUUUAGGAAACGGUCUUUCAGCUGAUGCAACUGUCAAAAAUAAUAUGAAAUAAAUUAAGGUUGCACUUAAAAUAUCUUAAAAUUAUUUUUAUUUUUUUUUUUGAGUUACUUUCCUACCAGAAAUCUUGCUCUGAUACAUCAAGUGUGUAACACUUUUUCUGAAAUUGUUCUGCUUUUCAUAAUAACUGGGAAAAAGUAUAAAAGAAACUUUACUGAUAAUCGUUUUUCGUUAUCAAUGAUUAAUUUUUGAUUACAAAUAUACAUUAGAUUCUCCUCUAUAUCCAACCUUCCCAACUUCUCACCUAUAAUGGUGGCCCACAAAACGAGCAAAAUAUGUCAGUCUUUUUAAAAUUGGUGUUUUAAUAAAUAAUAAUAACUUGUACAAUUUUAAUUAAUUUUUGAAACUUAGAAAUUUGUGUUUAUUAAAUAAUAAUAAUAAUCAACAAUGAUACAUUUUAUCUUGAGAAAGAGGGGGGUGGUUAUACGAUACAGAAAUAUUUCAUUCCGGAAGAAUCCUGUUUAGGAACAGAAAUCCGUUCAUGACGAUGUCCACUCAAUAGUAUAUUGUUGUAUUAAUUCUGUUCGGCAGGGUGUAUUAAUAAAAGGAAUUGGUUAUUUCACUUUGGCUCAAUGGGAGAUUGGCCAAGGAUAUGCAAAUACCAUCAGAAAACCGGUGUUCGUAGUCGAUAAGAAACUAGUAAAUGAUUACAAUUUGAGCAGAAACAAGGCAUAUAAUACGGGCAAAGUGAGUAUAUUAAAAUUAUUAAGUAUCAAUAACGGCUUAAAAUACUAAAUAAAUAAACAAACCCUCGACAAUUCAUAAUCGGAUAAGUAAUAGACAAUUAAAUUUCUCUCUCAUUCAAUGUGCAUAUAUUUAUUAUUUUUGUACGAUUUAUUUUAUAACUGAAAAAAUUCAUCACGUAAAUUUUAUAGUGUUAUUCAAAUAUUCGUGCAAUAUAAGUAUAAAUCGUAUUUCCUCUUAAGUUUUCAGUAGGUAUUUUCUUAAUAUUUAAAACUUUUUACUUAUUUUAGAUACGUGAAUACUAUUUAAGUUUAUCAUCGGUUGCUCAAGAUUAUAAAUUAAAUGUAAAUAUGGUUACCGAUUGUUUUAAAGAAGUCGUGGUAGCUUUUCGUAGAUUAUUAUUCGAAGAAAGAGAUUGUGAACUUCCUUUUUCAAAAAUUGGGAAAUUACAAAUAAAAAAUAAAACGGCCACGAUGAAAUUUUAUCAGGAGUUUUUAGAUAAACAAAACAAAAAUUGGAAGAAUCGUAUGGAAAUUGAAAAAAAAAAACAUCAAAGCGUCAAUAAUUAUGAACCUGAUUGGGACACUGACCAAUAUGAAUAUCAAGUAUAUUUUAUUGGUAGUAUUGUAUUAAUUGUAGUUUUUUUUUUAUUAGUAUAAAACACUGAAAUUGCUCAUUAGACGAAAACACAUAGAAUGAUCAAACGCUGACAUUUUUUUGUUAGUUCACAUUUUGGUCAUUUCCGUAUACAAUAUAAUAUCUACUACUCGUUUUUUAAACGUUUUUGAAAAUGUGAAAAAAUUAAAAUACGUCCUGAUGAAGCGAUUUCGGUGUUUUGAACAAAACUGUUGAAUUUAACGGCACAAUUAAAAGUAUUAUUCAUUAUCAUAUUAACAAAAAUACUGUAUCAAAUGUAUAAUUUAUUAAGAAACGGCCUUGUUCUGCAAUAUCUGCAAUAUCUCGGCCUGCGUCUUCACUAUCACAGUACAGACCAGGUACUGGAUACGCGGGCGUAUUACCGGGUUUAAAUAGCCAGAUGCACAGACCUUGCUCUCGAUUAUGCACAGAACCGGGUGACCAAAAUAGACCUUCAUCUAGACAAUCUCUAUGUUCAUAUAACCAGGGUCGACCCACGUCCAGAUCGUCUAUUCAAUCACGUGAAUCCGUAAGACCCUUUCAAAAAUCCAUUUUAGGUCCACCACAUAAAAUACAUUUUAAUAAAAAGCAUAAUUUAUGUAUAGAAAAGACCGUGUUCUGCAAUGUCUGCCAUAAGUCGGCCUACGUCUUCAAUGUCAAAGUGCAGGCCAGGGACUGCAAAUGCUGACGAAUUCAUGAAUUCCAAUGGUCAGACGAGUAGUAGACCUGGUUCCAGAUUAUGCACAGAAUCAAAUGACCAGCCUAAAUCUCAGCCCGAUCAGGCUAGACCUACGUCCAGAGAGUCGGUUCAUUCUGAUAAGUUCGUUAGACCCGUAUCUAGACUAUCCAUGGUCUCGUCUAGGCCUGACUCAAGGCUAUGUGCACAACAAGACGAACAUAAAAGCCUACAAUCCAGAUUAUCUCUUCGAUCCUGUGACCAUAAAGCCAGACCCAUGUCUAGAACGUCUGUUCGCUCGAAUGAUUCCAUAUCUAACCUUUCGUGUAGACCAGACUCCAGACAGUCGUUACAGUCUGAUAAAAAGCCUAGUCCUAAAUCUAGAUCACCCGCGGAACAAUCCUGUAAUCAGCUUAGACCAACGUCAAGUAUGUCUAAUCGACUUACUGAGCAAAAAAUGAUAUCGUCAAGGCUUUCGAAUAGAUCUUGCACGUCUUUAAAACAUUCGGAAAUACAACCGCUGCUUUGUCCAAAUCCGUGUGCAGAGAAAUCAGUAGCAAAUAAUAAUAAUUCGGUUCCUGAAUCGCCGUCACCGGAUGUCAUAAUUGUUCAGCCGAAUUCUGAGGAAUGUAACAAUACGAAUAAGUACCAUAUUAAAAUCGAAAAACCCACAUUAAUGAACAUAUAUUCUAAAGGUAGGUCACGUUUAAAAUAUUUUAUCACCUAAUGUAGAAAGGAAAAAAUAGCAAUUAUUAAUUACAAUGUGGUACUACAUUGGUCCCAAUACAAAACAGUAAAAUUUGCAGACAAAAAUAUUGCAUCUAAUAUAAUAUUGUCUGAAUUGUUGGUAUUUGAUUUCAGAUGAUCAACUCUGCUAUUCAUGUUGUAUCAGAAAACAUAGAUUAUCAAACAUAGAUAUAAUGAAUCCAGAUAUAUUGUCUUCUGCGAACAAUGAAAAUGGUUUUAUGAGAGGCGAUAAUCCGAUCAAUGGAUUAAAUGGCGAAGUAUAUAUUUAAGAAAAAAAUAAUUGAUUUAAAUCCCCAUAUGAUAAAUUAUAAUGAUAAAAAUGUAUAUUUAAAGAGUGUUUUGAAAAAACGUAAAAAUCAAUUGAAAGAAAUAUCCAAUUAUAAUUAUGUUACCGGGAAUAAACUAUUAGACGCAAUUAAAAAGGAAAACAAUCGAAUACGUAAAGAUAAAAAUUAUGGAAAUUGUAUUUUUAAUCAAGUAAGUCUACUUAGGUAAAUAUGAAUAACAUUAAAGAGCCGAAAAGACAAACAAACAGUUCAGGUUUAUUCUUGGAAAUGAUAGAAACAUUUCAUUUCCAUAACCAACUCAUUUUGAUUUUCAUUACGAGAUAUCCUAGUGCAUAUUUAAGCUACUUAUUAAUUCAACACAGAAAAACUAAAUGACAUUUGAUUUUUAAUAAUAAUUAGUUUAAUAAUUUGAUAACUUUGUUUAAGAUUAGCGUAGGUAUCGAGGAAUGUAUAAGUUUUACUAUGUGUCCUCUCUUUUUUUUUAGUUUACUUUUUUGGCCGUAAACAACCAGAAAUCUUUCACUAAUAAAAAAAAAAUGCUAAGCAACCUAUUUUGCUGUAUUUUAAAUCUAGUUGAAGCAUUGAAAAUGCAUUUUUUUAUUUUCUAAGUGGUUUGCAUAAUAAUAUUGGAAACAACCAUAAAAUAAAAACUAAGAAAAAUACGGCAAUAACUAGUUCAUUAUUUUAAAUUUUAGUUUAGUUAUUAUGUAGGAUAGUUUUACUUGUAGUUGCCUUUUGAUUUUCCUAAUAGGGGAAACCCUAGGUAAAAUCUAGGAAAACAAAGAAAGUUUAAGAAAAUAAUAAUUUCAUUAAUUUCAAGUUAUUUUAGUUUUUAUUUGGUAGUUAUUAUGUGUAUAAAACUGUUCAGACAGAAAUGCUUGAACAUUAAUACGAAGCUGUACACAUAGGUAAAAAAAUUAGGUGUAAUACAGUAGUUUUUAAUUUUUUAUGGUUUUUAAAAUCAAAUUUUGACGAUAAUCAUAAAAAUAACUUCGUUUUAAAAUAUGUAUAACUGAGCUUCGCUCAAGUAAUUUAUCGUUUGUUUCAAAUAUAAACUCAGUACAUUUUUGUAUCCUGUUUUUCCAAUUUUCUACUACAACAAUGGCACGCCCGUCCUCUAUAUCAGCUUUUUUAUUUAUUUAAUUAUGGGUUAGCUAGAUGACACAAGUGGAACACUCGUUUAAAUUAUUUAUUUUUUUUUUACGUUGAAAAAAGUUUUGUAAUAUUAAUAACGAUAAUGAAUUAUCGUAUCAGUAAUAACUAAUACACAUUAUUUUUCUAAUUGCUUUGAAUAAGUUCCGUUCCGUUCUCGAUUCUUGAAAAUGUAAAAAUGCCACUUUUUAUGAUGAUAAGUAUAGAAGGUAUAGGUUAAGAUAGAAGGUAAUUUAAAUGGUAGAUUAUAAUUUGAAUUCAACAUCAAAUCAUUACAAUUAAAAUACAAUUCUGAGUGAAGUAAAUAAACUGUUAAUUGGUAAGGUUCCUACAGGGAAGAAUCCAAGGGGGGCCCAGGGACCCCCGAAAUUUUAUUUCUCCAAUUUUUGUAUAGGAAAAUAAUAUACAUAAUGCAUUAUAUUAUAUUUUAAUUGUAUUUGUGUUGUAAAUAGUUAGACGACCCCUAGACCGUUGCUGACUGGGUUCAUAAAAGUAUCAUUAUUAUAAUGAUGCCAACGUAGUAUAGAUUUAUAGUCAGUGAUUAAAUUGCCAUUAUGGCAAAUUCCAUUAUUCUAAUAAUUAUUACAUAUUUAAUAUUAUAUAUCUGAUACAAUCAUUCUAUAAAAGAUAGAAAUGUGUCCAUUAUAAAACUUAUGAUUUUUAAUUUGUCGUUUUUGCGCAAAAGGAACGAAUGUCUAAGCUUUUUUCUUGCAUAAAUGGUUUUCGUUUCGUUCCGCGUAAUUAAGUUAUAAAAAUAAUUCGUCCCUCGUACUUAAAAAAAAGAAUCGUUCUUUCCAAACAUUGAUAAUACUGUACCAUUUAAUAUCUAAUCUAUGGAUCAAAUAACACUACACACGAGCAAGACCAUGCUAGGAUGGCCAUUAUAGUAAAGUUAUACUUAUGUAUUAUAAUAAUGAAUAGCCUUGUAAAAAUUAUCAGUAUAAAUAUGGUGACGUUGAUUGAUUUAGAGACCCGAAAGCAAGUCUAUGUGUAAAGAAAAAAAGUUCAAUUUGAAACGGUCUUUGUUAGACCAAAUAGAACAUAACAAGAUUAAAAAAGAAACAAAUCAGUGCUCGUCUUUAAAAUCGGAAAAUCAGAUACGAGAUGAAUUGAUAAAAAGGUAAAAUAUAAUAUUUCAUUUCUGCAUUCUACGAGAACUUUAUUUAUUUUUUUAAUUAAAAUUAGUUUACAUGACGAAAGAAUGAGAAAUAUUGAAGCAAAAAAUCGCUCAAAAGAAAACUAUUUAAUCCUCCUCGAUAAAGACAUCGAAGAUAAACAUGCAUAUAAAGAAGAAAUGAAAAAAAAAUACGAAACAACAGAUACGUUUAAAAAUAUUUUGGACACUAAUAAUAAAAUUCCAGCGAAGUGCGGAGGAAAAUCAAUAAAAUAGUAAGAUUUAAUUAAUUAAACAGUAAUAUGGCCGUAUAAAAAAUAAGUCUGUAGUGUUGUGCUAAAUACUGUUAACAUAAAAAUUAAACAUUUAGAAUUCUACUCACAUACUAAAUGACGCGCAUGCUAAAUAAACAAUAUUUUGGCUGCAUGUAUUUUUAUUUUGACUUUUUGCUCUAUUGAGUGCACACAUGUUAUACGUCUUAAAAACUUUGUUUGAACACUAUGUUUGUGGAAUACCAGCAUUACGCCGAUUUCAACUCAUCUCUAGUUUAGGUUAAAAUGGUUAGUUAUUUAGUAAAUAAGCACAUGAUAUAAAGGCCACGACACAACUCGCGACGACGCUAGGCUAUAGCCUUUAAAAAAUAUACUUAAGGAAGUACAAUUAUUUAGUGAUAAACGUGAGCUAGCGAAUUAUCAACUAAAACAAAAGAUGGCACGUAGUCUUCUUAAUUGUGAACAAAUAAAAGAAAAUAUUGAUUUUGAGAAACGUCUAUUGAAUCGGAUUAAAAGAGAGUAACUAUAUUUUGUAUUACUAAUUAAUUUAUGAAAAAAAACCCUCGUAAUAUUCUGAUUUUUUUUUUUACUCAUGUGCAUUUUAAAGAGAAGAGACAAUGCAAGAAAAGAUGUUACAGAAAAAAUUGAACUUAAAAAAAUUUAUGGCUGAAGAUUUAAAUAAUUUACAGGAUAUGACGGGAACCGGACGUGAUAAAAACCAAGUGCCUAGUUCUUAUGUAAGUAUUAAGAAUAUUACGAUAAAUGUGCCCAAAUAGUAAAACACUAAACACUGUAGAACAUAGACACAUACAGAGAAGAAUGGGAUCUAAAACCUCCCUUUUCCCCCAUUAAAAUGUAUUUAUCUGACAGCCAACAAUACUUGGAUAUAUAAGUAAACUAUUUAAUAAAUUUAAUAAAUGAAAAUAUUUUUUUAAAAAUACAAAAAUAUAGUGUUCUACAUAUUAUCCGAAUGCUUAUAAUUAACAAAUUAUUACUAAUGAUAUGGUUUAUUUUUUUUGGAAUUUUUGUUUUUUAUCUGUUUUUUUGUCAAGAAGAUACCAAUUUUGAAAAAAAUUAAAUUUUUAUUUUCAUCCCUAAAUCACUGAAAAUAAAAAAAAAAUGUUUACUUGUUCACGUUUUAAAAUUUUUAAAAUAACAAACUUUUUAAAAUAUAUUAUUCAUUAUUCUAAAAAUUUGCAUGUAUUACCAUUUAGUUAGUUAAUGUUAUUUAAAUAAAAUUAAUGAUGUCGAAAUAAUAAUCCUAGUAAUAAUCUUAAUGUAAAUUAUUGUAUCAUAUUAAAUAUAAAUGGUUUAAGAUUCAAAUUUCAAACAUUUUAAAUUCUUAAUUGUGUUAACUGUAUGACUGCAUUAAUCAGACCUUUACAUUACACCUCACAUUAGACCUUGGUCUUAUUCUUUAUAAUAUUAGGACAAAAUUGACUCGUUGCAAUAAAUAAACAAUGCAACACAUAUUUUUAAGUUUUACCAUAAAAAAAUAAAAAAGAAUAACUGUGUACAAAUUAUAGUGAUGAAAGAUAGGAAUAACACUCAAAACUUAAAAACCUCGAGUACGCCACUUAUCAAAAGUAUCAGUCUAUUUUGUUCGCUUUUUCUAGUCUAGUUUUUUUGAUUUUUGUUAAUUUAACUUUCAUUGAGAUAUAGUCAGUUCGCAUUGUGAAUAUUUAACAAUAUUAUGAAAACUUACAUCAGACAUUAAAACCGUAAUUAUUUUGAUGUAUGUAACGAUUGCAAAUUGUAUUGUAUGUUUACAGCCAAUGUCUUUUCCGCUGAAGAAAACGGGAGAACGCUGUCAAUUGUGUAAAAAGAACGCACUUGGCUGUCCAGCUGAAAAAAUUUCUGAUCAACCACGUUGA
Messenger RNA from Cinara cedri, 9720 nucleotides. The record is from the annotation of a GenBank genome assembly. Lineage: Eukaryota; Metazoa; Arthropoda; Insecta; Hemiptera; Aphididae.